AUGGACAUCUCCAGACUUAAGGUUGCGGUGCCGAGCUACCAAAUCACCGAGGAAAACGGCCCGGUGGUGUACGCGAUUGCUGUGGAGUAUGGGAAGCUCUCGUGGGACGUCUGGCGUCGCUACAGCCAGUUCGCUCAACUGUACCGUGACCUCGAACGAGAGGGCUACUGCGCACUGCCGUCGAUGCCCAGCAAGACGCUUGCAGGCCCGCCGCAGGAUCCUCGCACGCUCGCAGAUCGGCGCCACAAGCUCCAGUAUUUCCUCUUGGAACUUCUCCGGCGCCCCGACACGCGCACGUCCGCGCCGCUGCUCGACUUCCUUCUCUUCAAUGAGCAGGCCAGUCUAAACGUGCCGCCGCUGCGGCCCUGGUGCGUCUGCUGCACAGGCGCGCAGCGAUUCGCCGUCUCCACGCUGGUAUACUCGCCCGCCAAUCGCGUUGUGAUUGUCGGUCACGAGGAUAAAACGGGGUUGUCGCGUCUCGGCCGUCUGUGGAGUCUGGUGGAGCCCGACGAGUUUGGCAUGAUCAACGUCUGGGCGCUGGAUGCCGACAUGGGUUGCCCGUCUCUCAUGCAGUCGAUUAAAACCCAACCGAAGGUUCGAUGCAUGUUCUUCGAUGAGCCAAACAACCAACUUUUCGUUGGGCAUGACGACGGCAAGGUGGCGGUGUACGUGUUGGACGCGGAUGAGUUGAAGAUCGACAAGGUCAAGGAGCUCGACCUCCACACGGCAGCGGUCAUGCAUCUCGCGCCCGGCAGCUCGAAGCAGAAGCGUCUCCUCUCGCUCGGGUUCGACGGAGCGAUCCGCGUGAUUGACAUCGCCACGCACCAGAUGCUCUGCGGCGGUCGCUUGACGCGGCGACUGGGCAGCGGUGUGCACCUGACCACCGGGCACUUCGACGAUGAAACAGACACGGUUUACCUCGGGACGUCGAGCGGCCAGGUACUUGUCUACGCCGUCAAGAGCAACCCGCCUUCGUUCGUUCAGGGCUUGACGGUGCAUCCUGUCUACCCUGUCGAGGCGCUCAUCGUGGGCAAAAUGUACAUGUUUGUCGGCCACGGCGAGUACGUCUCGGUGGUGAGCGUCGAGCAGAGACGCAUGGAGCAGAAGUUUUCUAAAGUCGCGGUUCUCACGCUGAGGGACAACCCGUCGCCGGUGCUCUCAUUGGUGUACGACCCGGAGGAAAAGCGGCUUCUCGUCGGCUACGACCCGGCGAUCGCGUGGUGGUCGAUCGAAAGCGGACAGCCCCUCUGCGUGUGGGAGGGCCACGGCGGCGGAGUUCACCAGCUCUUGCUCACGGACCGCAGCGAUAUUGUCGUCUCUGGCGGAGACAGUGGCAAUACCAAAGUUUGGCGCCUGCCGCCGCCGAAGGAACUCCGUCUCUGGCAGCCGCCGUCGAUGGGCGAUCGUGGGAGCGCCGCGUCCUCAAACGGAGGUACGACGACGAGUUUCUUGCUGCCGCAGGACGACGACGAUUCGCCGACCUCAGCCUUCCGUGCUGGAGCAACCCAGCAGCGCGUCUCGGCGCACGCAGGCUACGAUCCCCUCCCCAUCGGGCGCAGCGCGCGAGAUAUUUUCGCCGCGGACAGUCCCUCAGACCGGGACGACGGCCUGGUGGAGACGCAUUCGGCCGGCGGGGGAAACGACCACGGCAGUUGUGCGCACUCGGCGCUCGCAGGCGAUGAGGCCUUCGGGGCGCAGCCAUCCGAGCUGGCGGGGGCUGGAGGCGUGGCGGACGGCGGAGCGCCAGCCCCGACUUCCGCAGCUGCGACGGCGAACCAUCUGCCCGCGCCAUUCGAGCCCACGAGCGACGACGACGACCUGGAUGACUUGCGCAGCGCCUUUUCGUAA
Besnoitia besnoiti is the source of this 1848-nucleotide messenger RNA. RefSeq names its product WD domain, G-beta repeat-containing protein. NCBI's taxonomy places the organism in Eukaryota, Apicomplexa, Conoidasida, Eucoccidiorida, Sarcocystidae. The coding region runs from base 1 to 1848 and encodes 615 amino acids. The transcript is spliced from 16 exons. The record is from RefSeq and is a predicted model, not a curated record. Gene Ontology annotation, molecular function: protein binding; phosphatidylinositol binding.